AUGUCGACGCUCUCGGCAACAGAUGGGACAACACAAGGGAGCACUAUUAACUCGAUCGCCGAGUCUUCUACCAAGACUUUAAGGGAGGAAAGCUACAUACUCGGAAAAUUUGUGGAUAGAGACGACAACACGGAUAGAGAAAGUAUGGGUGAACGGUAUAUGGAUAAAGAAAAAGGCGUAGAGGAUGUAAACAUCUAUGACACUGACACACAAGAUCUGAGCGCCGAAGAACCAAACACAGAGAGAAACGAAUCGACUGACAUUGAAUCGAACGAUGAAGACCCCGAUGGUUAUUACGGAGAAUCAUCUACCUCAUACACAUACCCCCGCAGAAACUCUAGAAAGACAGGACUAUUUUCUGGUUUUUACCCCUUAUCUGAUAGAAACGCAUAUAACUUUUCGGCGGAGUUGAUAGCUCAGUUUGAUAGAUACCGCAUGACGAUGCACGAAAGUCUCCGUCAAGAACUAGACGAAUUAGAAAAAUUGCGCCAAAACCCAACUCUACAAAAAACACCCGCCUCUCCAACGCCAGAAAUUUUUGAAACUCCCGUUCGUUCACCAUCUCCAACACGUGCAUCCAUCUCCACGACCGCCCGUCCGCUAAGUACCGAAACGAAUGCACCAAUGAAAUGUUUUUCAAGUAAACAGAAAUAUAAGAAAAAGGGACGGUUAAGACAAUUGUUGUUUAGUGCAAGGAGAGGUAAGAUUGAGAUGGAGGAUGGAAGAGAGGAAAGUGAUGGUGAAACGAGAUACGGAAAAGAAAAGGGAGAAAGUAGGAAGGGAGAUAGUAAGGAUAAAUUGGAUGAUUGGAUUAUUACCAAAGGAAGGGAAGAGAUAAGUGAAGAAAUUUCUGUUGAUGAAGACGGUACAAUAACCGAAGAUGUAAAUAUUAGCAAUAGCAGCGCAAUUGAAGGAAAAAAGCGUGUUGAAGACAAAAGUGAUGAUGGUGACUCGGAUAAUACGGAAAAAAGGAAGACAUCAAGAAUGAAGAGAGAACAAAGUCUAAGACGUGUUGGAAGCACCAGAAGGAAAUUUGGAUUGUUUGACAAGUGUAUGUCUUUGGAUGACGAGUCAUGA
This is a messenger RNA of Paraglomus brasilianum, 1077 nucleotides long. The record is from the annotation of a GenBank genome assembly. NCBI's taxonomy places the organism in Eukaryota, Fungi, Glomeromycota, Glomeromycetes, Paraglomerales, Paraglomeraceae.